AUGGAUGGAUAUGUCCCAGACUGUAUUUCCCAGCACGAUAAGCGAGGAUGUUCUAAACCUGUCGGACGAGAAGUCACGAGAAACUCGAAGCAGUGUCGUACCAUAAGCCCUAUGUCUUUAGUCAAGUCUCAGCAGACGCGAUCAGAGUUCUGGACGAUGUUGGAGAUUAUCCUUUUAGGGAUCUAUAUUGUUGGAUUCAAAUGGAAAUUCUCAGCAACCGCGCAUAGCAAUGCUGGGGAAGUGGCUCAGUGGAUAAAGUGCCUCUGGGUAACACAGAAAGUGCCCACGGCAUUUGUGUUAUUAUUCGAUGGCUGCAUUGCGUCGCCCAGUACCUUACCUAGGUUUUUUGGUCGUUGUUUCAAAAAGAAAACAAAAACAUGA
Molecule: messenger RNA, 381 nt
Organism: Pyricularia pennisetigena
Lineage: Eukaryota; Fungi; Ascomycota; Sordariomycetes; Magnaporthales; Pyriculariaceae
Exons: 2
Coding region: 1-381 (126 amino acids)
Source: RefSeq, a predicted model, not a curated record